AUGCUCAGAUCUUGGUCUAUUAGACUGAACACGGGAACACAUCUCGCUUUGUGUGGAUGUAAUGAGCAUGAGCAGGCCGUGGGCCCUGGUGCAGGAGAGGAUCAGGACAGCUCAGGAUGGAUUUUCCUCCUGACCGCUUCCAGACCUCUCUUGAACUGGACCCAGUUUGGAUACGGUGACUCAGACCAGAGAUACGUGCCACCUUGCAGGCAGCUGAGCAUCACAAUGUCUGACAAACUGAUUGAGCUGGAAGAGAAUGCCACCCACACAGGUCCAAAAGGAGUCAUUAAUGACUGGAGAAGGUUUAAAUUGGAAAGUAUGGACAGAGAAAACUUGCCUCCUGCAAAAAGGGAACUGCUGAGACAAAUGUCAUCACCCAAUAAAUCAAAAGAUGCCUCCAGAGCGAACCUUAACCGCAAGAUGAGUGUUCAGGAGUAUGAACUCCUUAAGGAGGAGGAUGAAGGUUGUCUAAAGAAGUACAGAAGGAGGUGCAUGGAAGAGAUGCAUAGCAAACUGAGCUUUGGGCCAAGGUUUGAAGGUGUGCAUGACCUGGACAGUGGAGAGGCCUUCCUCGAAGUCAUAGAGAAGGAACAUCACAGCACAGUGGUGGUCGUCCACAUCUACAAGGUUGGAGUCAAAGGCUGUGAGGAGCUCAACAGCUGCCUCGACUGCCUGGCCACCGAGUACCCCACCGUAAAGUUUUGCAGGAUUGACGCUGUCGCAUCUGGCGCUGCUGAGCGUUUCUCUGACGAAUACUUACCAACGCUGCUGGUGUAUAAGGCAGGAGAACUGCUGGGGAACUUCCUGUCCUGCACACAGCACCUAAAUGAGGAGUUCUUUGCAACCGAUGUGGAGGCAUUCCUCAACAGCUAUGGCCUGCUGCCUGAGAAAGAGCUGCCAGCCGAGGAAGAUGAAGAAGAAAACCGUGUUGAAUAAACAAAGAGUGACUGUGGAGGGAGAGCAGAAGCUAUUUCACGUUACUGGAGGAAGAUCUGGAGAGAAAGUUACUCUUUUGGGCUUCAGAAUAUAGGAUAAUACCUUCUAGGUAGGGUACAGUAGGGAUGGAUUGUUUUCUAAAAGAAAAUAUUACAUUCAAGUGGUGAGGACACUUUGGUACCCCAGACAUUGGAGGUGCUGAGGAAGUCUGUGUGUGUCAGAGUAAAAUGUCAGGAUGCCGUGCUCCUCAUCGCCGACCUAAUAAAAGCCAAAACAAGCUAAUUUUAUUUUUCAAAGUUAGGAAAUGUUUCAUUCUAUAUAUACUUGUAUAAAAUUGUUUGUUUAUAGCCUUUCGUAGCAUUGAAAUGAGUACGCAUGGUGUACACUUCUGUUAUUUAUAUAAGUCAGGACUGAUUAACAUUGGAAUGGCUAAAAUGCUCUUGAUGUUUUAACUUUUGUCUUCAAACAUACUUACUCUUGUCUCUUUAGCCAAUGUGAUGAUAAGUGAGUAAUGUGUCUGGAAACAAUGAAUCAGCAUAAUUUUCAUCAUUAAAAUGGAAACAGAGAA
Messenger RNA from Menidia menidia (Atlantic silverside), 1504 nucleotides. The record is from the annotation of a GenBank genome assembly. NCBI's taxonomy places the organism in Eukaryota, Metazoa, Chordata, Actinopteri, Atheriniformes, Atherinopsidae.